AUGGAUUCUCAAAGUUCUUCGUCGAGAGACGAAAAAGCCAUCUAUGAAGAUUCCACCAGGAAUCACGAGUUGGAAAGAGAAGUUGAAGCAGAAAAAUCGAUUGGUGUUGAAAAAGCUGAAAUUUUGGCUGAGCAAUGGAAACAUACAUUCUGGUACAAAGUGGUCUUGCUAUUCUCCGCGUUCUUGGUUGGUUACGCUUAUGGGUUGGACUCGCAAACCAGAUACAUCUACACUGCUUACGCUACUGCUUCGUGGAGUGAACACUCCUUGUUGACUACAGUCAACGCCAUUACUGCGCUUACCGCGGCCGCCGCCCAGCCCGUUUACGCAAGAUUGUCAGAUGUCUUUGGCCGGUUGGAGUUGUUUAUUGUAGCUGUAUUGUUUUACGUUGUCGGCACAAUCAUCGAGUGCCAGUCGCCCACGAUCAAUGCCUACGUUGCCGGUGCUGUCUUGUACCAGAUCGGCUACAGUGGUAUCAUCAUGGUGUUGCUUUUCAUCUUGUCGGAUUUCUCCAGUUUGAGAUGGAGAUUGUACUUUUCGCUUUGUCCCUCGUUCCCAUUCAUCAUCAACACUUGGAUCUCAGGUGACGUCACCACUGCCGUGGGAACCAAUUGGAAAUGGGGUAUCGGUAUGUGGGCGUUCAUCCUUCCCUUGGCUUGCAUCCCAUUUGUCUGCUGCAUGAUCCACAUGAGAUGGUUGGCCGGUAAAACUGAGGCUUGGAAAGCAUUCAAGCAAAGAGAGACCAAAUUCCAGGAAUUGGGCUUUGUUGGCUUUAUCAAGUACUUGUUCUGGAGAUUGGAUGUCAUUGGUUUGAUCUUGAUGGUUGUCUCCUUGGGUUGCUUGUUGAUUCCAUUAACUCUUGCUGGCGGUGUCAAUGAGAAAUGGAAGCAGGGAAACAUUAUUGCACCUAUAGUCGUUGGUGGUGUCCUCAUCCCCGUGUUUUGCCUCUGGGAGUAUUUCGCCAAGCACCCAAUAUUGCCAUUGCCAUUGAUGAAGGACCGCGGUAUCUGGUCAGGAGCAGUCAUCUCCUUCCUUUUCGACUUUGUCUAUGCAGUUGAAGCUUCGUUUUUGUACACGGUCUUAAUUGUUGCCGUGAAUGAGUCGAUGAAAUCCGCUACGAGGAUCUCCAGCAUUUCAUCCUUUGCCUCCGUCGUUUGUGGUUUCCUCUUUGGUUUGUUUGUUGCCUACUUCCGUCAUUUGAAGCCAUUCAUCAUCUUGGGUUGUUCCUUGUGGAUGGUGGCUUUUGGGUUAAUGUACCACUACAGAUCCACAUUGAGUGCCCACUCGGGGAUCAUUGGUGCUAUGGUUGUCAUGGGUAUCGGUACCGGGUUUUUCACUUACCCCAUCACCGUCAGCGCACAAAGUUGCGUGAGCCACGAACACAUGGCGGUGGUUACUUCCGCCUUGUACACCCUUUACCGGGUUGGUUACGCAGUCGGCUCCUCGGUUGCAGGAGCUAUUUGGUCGCAAACAUUAUACACCAAAUUGGCUGAGCAUCUUAGCCCCGAGCUCGCGUCAAGCGUCUACAAGAGCCCCUACACGUUUGCUGCCCAAUACGCAUGGGGUACUCCCGAGAGAGAAGGUGCCGUCCAUGCUUACGGAGAAGUUCAAAGAAUCUUGAUGAUUGUUUGUAUAUGUUUUGUUGCACCAAUGAUUCUUUGCGGCUUCUUCUUGAGAGACCACGAGUUGACUAGAGAGCAAUCCUUGGAUGACGUUGAAGAAAAAGAGCAAAAGGAGUCCUUGGGUGGAUUCUUGAAGAACUUUGGCAGACCCAGACAUGAACGUGUAUAA
Messenger RNA from Lodderomyces beijingensis, 1791 nucleotides. The record is from the annotation of a GenBank genome assembly. Lineage: Eukaryota; Fungi; Ascomycota; Pichiomycetes; Serinales; Debaryomycetaceae.